CCCAAACUGUCACCGCUAUUCAGUGUACGUGGAUUUUUAAGUCAACUCCACGGGCCCAAAACACGAAAUAAAACAGACUCCCAAUGAGAAGCGAACACUGAAGCGACGCAGAAUUCCCCAGCAAGCGGUUCUCCCCAGCCAGUUGACAGUCGCAGUGUUCCAGCAGUUAUUUGGGUCAAUUAGAUGUGCCUGUGCCGCAGCCAGAGCUGAUAAUCUCGAGUCCACCACACUCCCCUGCCCCUGCCCCUGUGACCGCGUCCGUGUCCGGUCGAUUGCUAUAUAUACAAUAUUGAUAAUGGCCCACACUCGCCGUCCCAGCGACGGCCUGCUGGCCCGUGUGAACUUCCCGCUGUACGCCGUGGACAUGCUGACCAGUCGCCACAUCCUUGUGGCCGGAGGCGGCGGCUCCAGUAAGACCGGAGUGGCGAACGGUUUUGAGAUCUACGAGCUGUACCACAACGGUAGCCACUUCUGCGCGGAGGAGGUGCUGCGCCACGAGACGGGCGCCAACGUGGUCAUGAACUUCGCUGUGCGCAACGGAGGCCGGAGGGGCUACCUUUGUGCCGGCCAGGAGGCGCACUGCCAAAUGUACUACGUCCAGCCGCGCGUUCAGUCCGAGGAGGACGGAAAUGGAAACGGAAACGGGAACGAUGAAGGAAAGCCAGCGCCGGCAGAGCGGCCCCAUGAGAACGGCAACUUGCGGCAGCGCAACGCGCACUCGGGAGUGGAGCCGGUGGCCAACGGGCAUAAGCCACCCCUGUCCGCCAACGAAAUACUGCGUCAGUUUCAACGGCUGCACUUCGACAUCCAGGCGGCGGAUGUAGUGCAGACGGACUUUCUAAAGGGGGCCGAGCCUCUGCAGCGCGUGGUGCGCAUUAGCGGCAACGGCAGGCUGAUGGCCACUGGCGGCACGGACGGAAAGCUACGCGUCUGGACGUUCCCCCAGAUGACCCUGGCAGGCGAACUGGCUGCGCACAGCAAGGAAAUCGAUGACCUAGACUUCAGCCCCGACAGCAAGUACAUUGCCAGCAUCUCCAAGGAUGCUCAGGGCUUGGUGUGGGACCUGGGCAGCGGACAGCUGCAGCAUAAGCUGCAGUGGAAAACGCCCGAGGGGGCCAAGUACCUGUUCAAGCGGUGCCGCUACGGAACGGUGGAGGCCCAAAAGGACCACUACCGACUCUUCACCAUCGCCAAUCCGCUGGGCAAGGUGGGGCGGCAGCGCGGAUUCCUGCAGCACUGGGAUUGUGCCAGCGGGCAACUGCGGCAGUCUGUUGCCAUCGACGAGAGCCUUUCGUCGCUGGCGGUGCGAGACGACGGGCGGUUUGUUGCCGUCGGCACGAUGUUUUCGGGAAGCGUUUCCAUGUACAUAGCAUUCAGUCUGCAACGCGUGCUCCACAUUCCCCAUGCUCACUCUAUGUUCGUGACGGGCCUUCAGUUCCUGCCUAUCACCAACGAGGAGGGACCGCCCAUAUCCAGCGACUCGGAAGCAGCCGUUCUGUCCAUUUCGGUGGACAACAAAGUCUGCAUCCAUAGUCUGCCCCAAAGGCGUACAAUCCCCGCCUGGAUUGCCAUCGCCUUUUUGAUCGUCAUGAUUUUCGCUGUGUUUGUGCUGUGCUCCUACAUUGGCAUAUGAUGGCCAGUGGUCGGAAAGGCGCUCAAUCAUUUUGCAUUAUUAGUUUUUAAACAGGGUUUAGUUUUUCAAUAAGCCACAAGUCCCCUCAACACUCCUUUUCAUCCCACCCGCCCUCACGUUAAUUAAUUUAAGUGUACAGUUUGUGCCGCAUGCCUUAUCUCUUAAACUAAUUGCAAUGUUUGCUUAGUUGUAUUAUUAUUUACUUAUCUCUGUGGCUCCCGUAAAUGAAGCGAUGCUCGUUGUACAUGAUUUUUAAAAAACUUUGUUAUUUAAUUAAAUUACAAAAGGCAAAGAGGUUUAUGAACUGCCGCAGUAGAUUUAGCAUUUAAACAAAAUGUAAAAUCAAUUUUAUAAUUAAAAUGUUAGAUAAUCGAACUGUGGUGGGUCUAACACACCGAUCUUAUAGUCACAAAUGAAUGAUAUAUAAAGCCAUUCAGCAAAGAAAA
Messenger RNA from Drosophila elegans, 2079 nucleotides. Its product is annotated as prolactin regulatory element-binding protein. Gene Ontology annotation, biological process: protein secretion. The coding region runs from base 296 to 1633 and encodes 445 amino acids. The record is from RefSeq and is a predicted model, not a curated record. The transcript has 4 exons. Lineage: Eukaryota; Metazoa; Arthropoda; Insecta; Diptera; Drosophilidae. Gene Ontology annotation, molecular function: protein binding; guanyl-nucleotide exchange factor activity; GTPase activator activity. Gene Ontology annotation, cellular component: endoplasmic reticulum membrane.